This is a messenger RNA of Colius striatus (speckled mousebird), 2050 nucleotides long. It is a transcript of the gene VEGFC, whose product is annotated as vascular endothelial growth factor C. Gene Ontology annotation, molecular function: vascular endothelial growth factor receptor 3 binding; chemoattractant activity; growth factor activity. Lineage: Eukaryota; Metazoa; Chordata; Aves; Coliiformes; Coliidae. The record is from RefSeq and is a predicted model, not a curated record. Bases 91 to 1347 code for a protein of 418 amino acids. Gene Ontology annotation, biological process: positive regulation of angiogenesis; positive regulation of endothelial cell proliferation; positive regulation of protein phosphorylation. The transcript has 7 exons. Gene Ontology annotation, cellular component: membrane.
UGGGGGGGAAGAGGAAGAAAAAGAGCCUCAUAAUUUCGCCUGCAUUCCUCCAACUGCCCCGCUCCGCGCCUGCCCUGCCAUCUUUGCACAAUGCACUUGCUGGAGGUGCUCUCCCUGGGUUGCUGCCUUGCUGCCGGCGCUGUGCUCCUGGGACCCCGGCAGCCGACCGCCGCCGCCGCCUACGAGUCCGGCCAGGGCUACUAUGAGGAGGAGCCCGACGCGGGAGAGGCAAAGGCUCAUGCAAGCAAAGACCUGGAAGAACAGUUGCGGUCUGUGUCCAGUGUGGAUGAACUCAUGACAGUACUUUACCCAGAAUACUGGAAAAUGUUCAAAUGUCAGUUGAGGAAAGGAGGUUGGCAACACAGCAGGGAACACUCCAGCUUUGACACAAGAUCAGAUGAUUCCUUGAAAUUUGCCGCAGCACAUUAUAAUGCAGAGAUCCUGAAAAGUAUUGAUACUGAAUGGAGAAAAACUCAAUGUACGCCACGUGAAGUGUGUGUGGAUGUGGGAAAAGAGUUUGGAGCAACUACAAACACCUUCUUUAAACCCCCAUGUGUAUCCGUCUACAGAUGUGGAGGUUGCUGCAAUAGUGAAGGACUACAGUGUAUGAAUAUCAGCACAAAUUACAUCAGCAAGACACUGUUUGAGAUCACAGUGCCUCUCUCGAACGGCCCCAAACCUGUAACCGUCAGUUUUGCCAAUCACACAUCCUGCCGAUGCAUGUCGAAGUUGGAUGUUUACAGACAAGUUCAUUCUAUCAUAAGACGUUCCUUGCCAGCAACACAAACUCAAUGUCAUGUGGCAAAUAAAACCUGUCCAAAAAAUCAUAUUUGGAAUAAUCAAAUUUGCAGAUGUUUGGCACAGCAUGAUUUUGGGUUCUCUUCUCACCUUGAAGAUUCUGACACAUCUGAAGGAUUCCACAUUUGUGGACCAAACAAAGAGCUGGAUGAAGAAACCUGUCAGUGCGUCUGCAAAGGAGGUGUGCAGCCUUCAAGCUGUGGACCUCACAAAGAAUUAGACAGAUCAUCAUGUCAGUGCAUGUGCAAAAACAAACUUCUUCCUGCUUCCUGUGGACCCAACAAGGAAUUUGAUGAAGAUAAGUGCCAGUGUGUAUGUAAAAAGACCUGUCCUAAACAUCAGCCACUAAAUCCUACAAAAUGCACCUGUGAAUGUAUAGAAUCUCCCAAUAAAUGCUUCUUGAAAGGAAAAAGAUUCCAUCACCAGACAUGCAGCUGUUACAGACCACCAUGUACAGUUCGAACGAAACGCUGUGAAGCUGGAUUAUAUUUCAGUGAAGAAGUGUGCCGCUGUGUACCCACAUAUUGGAAAAGACCGCUUAUGAAUUAGUGAAGAGAGCACUACUUGCUAUUUUGGUGUACAUUUUUCUAUUAGAACAAAAGAACAACAGAAACUUUGCUAAUAGUCGGAAUGAAAUGUUCACCAGAGACCCUGUGGGGCCUUCAGAGACAGACUCAUUAUGCUUUUCUCAAGAUGUGGAAAGCAAAUGUAGAAAAUAACUGAGGUUCACGUUUUGUAAGGAACUCAAUAAGGACUUAUUUUCUGCCAAUGACCAAACAGCCUAGGUUCUCCUUCUUGUGAUUUUUUUUUAAAGAGAUAAUGACUAUAUAAUUUAUUUCCACUAAAACCAUUGUGCAGCAUUUCUGUUUAUAGCAGUAACAAUUGUUAAAGCUCACUGUGAUCAAUAUUUUUAUAUCAUGCAAAGUAUGUUUAAAAUAAAAUGGAAAUUGUAUUAUAUAAUGGUGAGAAUGUUUAAUCAUCUGCCUAAAGAAAGUAACUAUAAUUCAGCUUUAUUAUCAGGGUUCUUAAAAGGGAGAAAGGCAGUUGAGAAAAAGCACUUUAAUGAAAAGAAGACUACAGCCACUUUCUCUUACCUAUUGUAUACGUCAUUUGAAAUAGGAGUUAUACUUAACGUUUCAUGACCUACUGAUAUUUCUGUCUCUAGAAGAAAACUGGCCAAGCAAGUACCAUUAGUAAAUAAUGAAAACAUUGCCCAAGGAUAAGGAUUAGAUUUUAAAGGACAGAAUCAACU